CUUACUCUCGAGCGCCCAUUUCUAAACGACUUUGUCCUUUCGCAUCGUGAGACUGUUUGUUCCUUUCUUCAUCCACACUCUACCUUCGCCCGACCACCCCUCAUCCUAAACAUCCCGUCUCCUGACGUAGACCGCAAUCAUGUCUCAAUCCGGAGCCACCGUUUCCCAGGACUGCAUUACUGCUUUCAACGACUUGAAGCUUAACAAGAAGUACAAGUUCAUCGUCUACAAGCUCUCUGACGAUUACAAGGAGAUCGUUAUCGACAAGGCCUCUGAGAGCCGAGAUUGGGAGGACUUCCGUGAGACGCUCGUCAACGCUACCGCCAAGAGCCGAACUGGCGCUGUUGGCAAGGGUCCCCGUUACGCCGUUUACGACUUCGAGUACAACCUGGCCUCCGGCGAUGGUAUCCGAAACAAGAUCACCUUCAUCGCCUGGUCUCCUGAUGAUGCUGGUAUCCAGCCCAAGAUGAUCUACGCUUCCUCCAAGGAGGCCCUUAAGCGAUCGCUCACCGGCAUUGCCACCGAGUUGCAGGCCAAUGACACUGAUGACAUCGAAUACGACUCCAUCCUCAAGACCGUCAGCAAGGGUCUUGCCGCUUAAGCGCGUCGUCAUGAAAUCGCCUAAUCGCCGCCCCGCGCUCCCUUAUAGAAGCGGGUGGUGAUGGAGUUUGAACAUACCUAUGGCCGUUUCAAGAGUUGAGACGCCAAAAUAAGCAAGCAAUCAAAUGAGUAGGAGUGCAUAGUGUGCGGAUGGAAACAGGCGCGGGGAGACCAUGGGGUUUUCGUUUCUUUUGGGGACGUAACCAACGAGUUUGCUUCAGGAGGCGAAACGUAAAUUCGCAUAAUUGCCAGCCCUGACCAUGUAUCGUACGUAACCCCGGAAAAUAAAACCGCAUGCUGGUAUAUGGCAAUCAUGGGCAUUUUAUUAUUUGUUUGACGUUGUGUCUUUGUAAUGCUGUGCUUGCUUCUAAAUCUAGGGAUUUGCCUGGUUUGACUGCCAACUGGAUUUGAAAAGACCUGAAAGGCGCUCCGCCUCAGCCUCAUCCUUUAAUCUCUGCAUCAAGAAUCCCUUGAGGUCGCUCCAGAAUUCAUCUGUCUGCAGCGCAUGUGCACCCGUAGGCUGGGCCUCAGGGGUGGCCUCAGGCUCCUCCGGUGGGAUAGCAGCAGCCCCGCCAAUGACCAUGACUGUGAACUCGAUAGACAUAUCCGUCUCGCCCAAAAUUUCCUUGAGAAUCUUACUGUCGGGUAUAGGCUUCUUGUUGUGCAACAGCUUCGUCUUAGCGGCGGGUAUCCUUGUCUGCUUCUGAAUGUUGUUCUUGAUGUCCAGGAUCGAGGUAUCGAGG
Fusarium graminearum PH-1 is the source of this 1343-nucleotide messenger RNA. RefSeq lists its product as uncharacterized. Gene Ontology annotation, biological process: actin filament depolymerization; cell motility; actin filament severing. The coding region runs from base 140 to 601 and encodes 153 amino acids. The record is from RefSeq and is a predicted model, not a curated record. The transcript has 7 exons. Gene Ontology annotation, cellular component: actin cytoskeleton; cytoplasm; actin cortical patch. Gene Ontology annotation, molecular function: actin filament binding. NCBI's taxonomy places the organism in Eukaryota, Fungi, Ascomycota, Sordariomycetes, Hypocreales, Nectriaceae.